Bombina bombina (fire-bellied toad) is the source of this 662-nucleotide messenger RNA. RefSeq names its product S100 calcium binding protein Z (gene S100Z). Gene Ontology annotation, cellular component: cytoplasm. Lineage: Eukaryota; Metazoa; Chordata; Amphibia; Anura; Bombinatoridae. The coding region runs from base 217 to 516 and encodes 99 amino acids. The transcript is spliced from 3 exons. The record is from RefSeq and is a predicted model, not a curated record. Gene Ontology annotation, molecular function: calcium ion binding.
AUUUCAGGUGAUUAAAAUAAAAUACAGUAGCCAAUCUGUAUGGAGCGAUGAAUGGCGUAAGCAAAUCCCCCGUCAUUAUCAUUGGUCUAUGCAUUUUGGAAAUGUGUGUACGGGGAUGUGACCUUGCAUAUAAAAACCCCUGCUGUAUACGAUACAACACCUGUUUUCCCUACUCAUUUUGGUUGUGAACAUCCAGAUAUCGAAUAUCAUUUCAUCAUGCCUACCCAGCUGGAAGGUGCUAUGGAUACCAUGAUACGGAUCUUCCAUCAUUACUCUGGCAAAGAGGGUGACAAAUAUAAGCUAAACAAGGGUGAACUCAAACUGCUCUUGCAGAGUGAACUUACAGACUUCCUUGCGUGCCAAAAAGAUCCUCAGCUGGUGGACAAAAUUAUGAAUGAUCUGGACUCUAAUAAAGACAAUGAAGUGGACUUUAAUGAAUUUGUGGUGCUGGUGGCUGCCCUGACUGUAGCGUGCAAUGAUUUCUUUGAAGAACAGCUGAGGAAAAAGGGCAAAUAAAUAGUAAUAUAGAAGUUACUGUGAUAAAUCCCGCAGGCAGAGAUUGUCAUUGUGUAACAAAGAAACAUGUCAGCAUUAUCAAUAUAUUAAUAUGUAAUGUUCCAUAAAGUCAACAAUUAAUAAAAAAAAUCUUGUGUGUGCUAUGA